This is a messenger RNA of Camellia sinensis, 811 nucleotides long. NCBI's taxonomy places the organism in Eukaryota, Viridiplantae, Streptophyta, Magnoliopsida, Ericales, Theaceae. The record is from RefSeq and is a predicted model, not a curated record.
AUCAGAACCAAACAACCUUCCAUUAAUACUACUAUAUCAUAACUCAACUCCAUACACUCCACCAUUCCCAUCUCAUCUAAGCCCAAACGAUCAAUCCCCUCAAAACCCCCCCAAAAAUUCCAAUUUAAAAAAUCAAAAAAUUAAAAUUUAGCUGUUUCGAUCGAAUUUGGAGCUUGAAUUGGCCUUUGGUCCUUCAAAUUUCUAGCUAGGGUUUUGAAUUUUGAGUUUUGAGUUUUCUUAAGGGCUUGUUUGGAUUUUUCGUAAUGGCUCAAUCGACGAGCAGAGGAGGAGGAGGAGGGAGGUGCGUUGGUGAGUACAUGGUGGGGAAACAGAUUGGUUCGGGCUCGUUCUCGGUGGUGUGGCACGCGAGGCACAGGGUUCAUGGUACGGAGGUAGCGAUAAAAGAGAUCGUCACGGAAAAAUUGAGCAAGAAAUUGCAAGAGUCUCUCAUGUCUGAGAUUGAUAUCUUGAAGCAGAUUGACCAUCCUAACAUCAUUCGCUUGCACGACAUCAUCGAGGAACCUGGAAGAAUACAUCUUGUAUUGGAAUAUUGUAGAGGGGGUGAUCUUUAUAUGUAUAUUCAUCAACGCCGAGGAAGAGUUCCAGAAAGCACAGCAAAGCACUUUAUGCAGCAGCUAGCGGCUGGUCUACAAAUCCUCCGUGAGAAUAACUUUAUACAUCGAGAUCUAAAGCCACAGAAUCUCCUUCUGUCCACACAUGAUGACAAUGCAGUCCUGAAGAUUGCAGAUUUUGGAUUUGCAAGGCCCCCUAUUUGAUUCCAAGGUUGGACAGCAAAAAGUGAGCGGGCCCU